AAAAACACGAGGCCAAAUUUCGGAAAAAUUGUCGUGUGAACGUUUGUUUCAAAGAAGCGUAGCCAGAAUGGCGGAUGACAACGAAUGUAAGGUGUACGUUGGUUCCUUAAAUUUUAAGACAACUGAAGAAGGUCUUGAACGUUAUUUUAGCUCAUGUGGAACAGUUAUUGAUGUACGUGUUAUCACAGACCGUGAAACUUCAAGAUCCAGAGGGUUUGGUUUUGUCACUUUUGAAAAUGCCGAUGCUUUUGCAAAAGCACUGGAACUAAAUGGCCAGGAGCUUGAUGGUCGGACGAUCACAGUGUCAAAAGCUAAUGCACGAACUGGUGGUGGUGGAGGUGGGGGUGGUAGAAGGGGUGGCCGUAGAGACUAUGGUGGUGGUGGCGGCGGCUUUGGUGGUGGAGGACAAUAUAGAGGUGGAGGCGGUGGUUAUGACAGUGGAGGCUAUGGAGGGUAUGGAGGAGGUGGAGGAGGCUAUGGAGGAGGAGGUGGCUUCGGAGGAGGAGGAGGCAGAGGCUAUGGAGGUGCAAGCUAUAGUGGAGAUAGGGGCUAUGGAAGUGGUGGUGGCUACUAUUAAGAGGAGGUUGUGGACAAAACUACUGGCAUUAAAGGCCGUGACUGGUAAUGAUCUGUACUGCUCCAUGAUUCAACUGUGUUCCUGUCAAUCUGUUAUUCAUUGAUGAGCUGAGGUGAUAGUAGCAAGAGAAAUAAAAUUCAGUGUGCCGUCCUGAAACUUGAUGAACGAUAAACCUCAGCUUAUGAUGUUCGGUGCUCUGAAGUUACCUGUUACGUUGUUCCAUGUGCUCUGAAAACCUCAGCUUACGAUGUUUGGCUCGCUCAAGUUCCAGUUCACGACCCAUGAGUUAUGCAGAAAAGUCUCACUAUAUCGAGUCCAGCAAUCAUUUUAUGUUGAUAUUGCCUAGAGUGUAGCUCAAAGCAUUUAGUUUCAAAUGCUCGUUUUUAUAAUUUAUCUGUUCAUCAGAGAGUUGUUGGUUUGUUUAUUCAGCCCAAUAUCGGAUUACUGUAUUGCAUUAAAAGAAAACGUUUUGCUGUGUCCGUGCAA
This is a messenger RNA of Orbicella faveolata, 1063 nucleotides long. RefSeq lists its product as uncharacterized. The record is from RefSeq and is a predicted model, not a curated record. Lineage: Eukaryota; Metazoa; Cnidaria; Anthozoa; Scleractinia; Merulinidae. Gene Ontology annotation, molecular function: RNA binding.